UAAAAUUGUCUUAAAAUGUGUGUUUCUUCUGGGGAGGAAAUGUAUGUCGGAAUAAAACUACUUCCUGCCCUGUAAAAGCAAAAGAAGAAGAAGAAGAAACUUCCAGUCCUUUACAACCAAAAACAAGACGAAGAGACGUUACUUCCGGUCCGCUUGCUGUUCGGCCAGUUAAACUUCCGGUUGACGGAAAGCAGCUUCGAGCUCGUUUCCUGCGAGUCGGAGACGUUUUGUUUUUGUUGAACGAGCUUCGGGUUGAAACCGCCGAGCAGCCACCAUGUCGAGCCGCGAGGUCCUCAACAUGAAGCUGCCUCCCAUCCAGUCCACGGCCGGGGCGGUUCCGGUCCGGAACGAGAAAGGGGAGCUCUCCAUGGAGAAGGUGAAGGUGAAGCGCUACGUGUCGGGGAAGCGGCCCGACUACGCGCCGAUGGAGUCGUCCGACGAGGAAGACGAGGACUUCCAGUUUGUGAAGAAGGGCAAGGAGGCGGAGGCGGAGCUUGAGCUGGAGGAGGAGGACGUGUCCGACCCGCGUCUCAAACGUCUGCUCAACCGCGUGUCCGAGGACGUGGAGGAGAGGCUGGCGAGGCACAGGCAGAUCGCCGAGCCGGAGGUCGUCGCCGAGAGCAGCGACGACUCCGACGAAGGCACGUGGCACCCGGAGCUCCAGGAGGAGAGCAGUGAUGAAGAGGAGGAGGAGGAGGAGGAGGAGGUGGAUGACGAGGAAAUUGAGAGGCGGCGGUCGAUGAUGCGCCAGCGAGCCACCGAACGGAAGAGCGACGACAUGGAGGUCAUGGAGGUGGAGGAGGAGGGGAAGUCGGGGGCGGAGUCAGAGUCAGAGUCCGAAUACGAAGAGUACACCGACAGCGAGGACGAAGCCGAACCUCGACUGAAACCGGUCUUCAUCCGCAAGAAGGACCGAGUCACGGUGGCGGAGCGCGAAGUGGAGGAGCUGAAGCAACGGGAGCUGGAUGCCGAGGCCAAGAAGCAGGUGGAGGAGCGGCGGCGCUACACCCUCAAGAUCGUGGAGGAGGAGGCCAAGAAGGAGUUCGAGGAGAACCGGCGCACGCUGUUAGCGCUGGACUCUCUGGACACGGACGGAGAGAACGAGGAGGAGGAGUACGAAGGCUGGAAGGUCCGCGAGCUGAAGCGCAUCAAGAGGGACCGCGAGACGCGGGAAGUCAUGGAGAAGGAGAAGGCGGAGAUCGAGCGGUUCCACAACCUGACGGAGGAGGAGCGCCGCGCCGAGCUGCGCAACAGCGGCAAGCAGGUCACCAACAAGGCCAGCAAGGGCAAAUACAAGUUCCUCCAGAAGUACUACCACCGAGGAGCCUUCUUCAUGGAUGAGGAGGAGAACGUGUACAAGAGAGACUUCAGCGCUCCGACUCUGGAGGACCACUUCAACAAAACCAUCCUACCCAAAGUCAUGCAGGUGAAGAACUUCGGGCGCUCCGGCCGCACCAAGUACACCCACCUGGUGGACCAGGACACCACGUCCUUCGACUCGGCCUGGGCCCAGGAGAGCGCCCAGAACAGCAAGUUCUUUAAGCAGAAGGCGGCGGGCGUGAGGGACAUCUUCGACCGGCCCACCGUGAAGAAGAGGAAGACUUAGAGGGACGGACCCAUUCAAAGAGUCCAGAGACUGUUUCAGGGACGCUGGACUUCCUGUUCUGGAAGGAAAGCAGCUGCUCCAAAUAAACAACUCCAGAUGCAGAAUACGGUGGAAACUAAAUUAGUUUCCAUCUGUCCGUCUUUUUAAAAGCAGUGGGUUGUAAUUUUGUCCAAAUCCAUUGAGUAAUAUUUCAUUUCGAGAUCGUUGUUUUUAUUUCUUGUGAUAUUUUUUUUUUUCUUCUUGUCUUGAAUAAAACUUGUAUUUUA
Molecule: messenger RNA, 1872 nt
Organism: Pseudoliparis swirei
Lineage: Eukaryota; Metazoa; Chordata; Actinopteri; Perciformes; Liparidae
Gene: mfap1
Product: microfibril associated protein 1
Exons: 8
Coding region: 275-1606 (443 amino acids)
Biological process (GO): mRNA splicing, via spliceosome
Cellular component (GO): U2-type spliceosomal complex
Molecular function (GO): RNA binding
Source: RefSeq, a predicted model, not a curated record